GUUUUAUUAAACUCAUCGUGUUACGUAUUUGUUGACAUUAGGAGAUAUUUCCAAAAUUGCAUUAAGUUUUUCGGAUCUCACUUUCCUUUCAUUAUAAUAGAAAUAUAAUUUUAAAAAUGAUUUAAAGUGGAUUUAAAACAUGAAAGUUUAAAAUGUCAAUUGUCAAAUACCUACCUACUUUAAAGAAACGUGUUCUUAAAUGUAUCGAGACAAAUUAUUUGUGAGAGUUUUCAAAAUAAUUCUAUUUAUACUUUCCAAAUAUUCUUUGCAUACUUACUAUUAUAUACACGUUAAAAUUUAAAAUUGUUAUAUUUUAAAUUUAUCGUCUACAUUUAGCGACUUUCAGAUUUAAAGUUGGUGAUACUUGAAAGUGACACAUUGACGUUUGACGUUCCGCCAUUGUCCUAAAGAAAAGGUGGUAACUGGAAAGAACGCACGCGGUAUUAGGAAGCUACGUUAAGUUUAUUGUAGAUUUUUUUAAUUAACUCCUUAGUAAUUUAUUAAAACCAAGUGCACAAUAUGUCUAAUAAUACAGCUCCUGAUAGUUGGGAAUCUCAAGCCGAUUCUACAUCGACAAAUAAUUCGCCACAACAUACUGCAGAAGAUGUGACAACUCACUUUUCCACGUUGAACGUUAAUGCUGUCGAAUUUGUGCCUUCAUUUUCAUUUGCGAAACCCGAACCCGAAGUAGUUGAUAAACCAUCACCAACAAGUUCGCAAGAAUCAAAUUCUUCUCCCCAACAUAAUCCUCUACUCAAUGGAAAUGUAGGAGAUUCGAUGGCAGAACGUGUAGAGGUUAAAGAACCUCCACCCAUUCCUCCAGCUGAUGGUGAUGCAUCCCCUGGAGGAGAAGGGGGUACUUGGGAAGAUGUCGCCGAUGAAGACAGCACUUCUGCGUCUGCUCCACCUGCAACUACCCCAGAAGGAGAUGAAGACGAGGAACCUUCUUCUGAAGAAGCACCAAUCAAAAUAAAAAAGAAGAUUACUGUAAAAGAAAAGCCCGAGGAAGAAAAAAAGGAACAUGUGAACGUUGUUUUUAUUGGUCACGUAGAUGCGGGAAAAAGUACUAUUGGAGGACAAAUCAUGGCCUUGACGGGGAUGGUAGAUAAGAGAACUUUAGAGAAAUAUGAAAGGGAAGCAAAAGAGAAGAGUAGAGAGAGUUGGUACUUGAGCUGGGCUUUGGAUACUAAUCAGGAAGAACGAGACAAGGGAAAAACUGUGGAAGUAGGACGUGCCUUUUUCGAAACUGAGAAAAAACAUUUCACUAUUUUGGAUGCUCCUGGUCACAAAAGUUUUGUACCCAAUAUGAUUGGUGGAGCUGCACAGGCAGAUCUCGCUGUGCUUGUUAUUUCAGCUAGGAAAGGUGAAUUUGAAACUGGAUUUGAUAGAGGUGGCCAGACCAGGGAACACGCCAUGUUGGCUAAAACUGCUGGAGUCAAAUAUCUUGUGGUGCUUGUUAAUAAAAUGGAUGAUCCUACUGUAAAUUGGGAUGAAGCUAGAUACAACGAGUGCAAAGAUAAAAUUCUUCCUUAUCUUAAAAAACUAGGCUUUAUUUUAAACAAAGAUCUAUACUUUUUACCUUGUUCAGGUCAGAUGGGCCAAGGCUUGAAGGAUAAAGUAGACGAAGCGAUUUGUCCUUGGUACAGGGGAGAAGCAUUUAUACCUUUUAUAGAUAGUUUACCGUCGCUAACGAGAAAAGCAGAUGGACCUUUUAUUAUGCCUAUUGUAGAUAAAUAUAAGGACAUGGGUACAGUGUUGAUGGGAAAAGUUGAAUCUGGAGAGUGCAAAAAGGGCCAAAUAAUGCUUAUCAUGCCCAACAGGACGCCCGUUACCGUAGAUCAGUUGCUAUCCGAUGAUGAUGAAGUUAGUAGAGUAGUUCCUGGAGAAAACGUGAAAAUUAAAGUUAAAGGUGUAGAAGAAGAGGAUGUUAGUCCAGGAUUCGUAUUAUGCGAUUCUGUCAACCCAAUACAUACUGGCAAAAUUUUUGAUGCUCAGUUGGCCUUAAUAUGUUUGGUAGAUAAAAAAACCGGUGAAAAAAGUAAAACUCGUCCAAGGUUUGUAAAGCAAGAUCAAGUAGCCAUUAUGAGAAUUGAAUGUGCAGGAGUGAUUUGCUUAGAGCCCUUUAAGUCGAUGCCUCAGAUGGGAAGAUUUACACUAAGAGAUGAAACUGAUCAAAAAACCGAACUACAAGAUGAGUAUAACUUCCAUAUUAAAACUAAGGAUUUAGCUCGAGAAUAUAAAAAUAAAGACAAAGAAAAAGGAAAAAAUGAUAAGGAGUUCUGUGUAUUUGAUCUUGAACAAAUCUUGCCUGUACCAAAAUCGAAAGUUGGUCUUGCUUAUUACAAAUUGAAGUUAUCCACAUACAACUUUACUAUUUUUAAUUUGGCUUUAAAAGAAUGUAGUUGUUACAUGUGA
Psylliodes chrysocephalus is the source of this 2415-nucleotide messenger RNA. The record is from the annotation of a GenBank genome assembly. Lineage: Eukaryota; Metazoa; Arthropoda; Insecta; Coleoptera; Chrysomelidae.